GUAUUUCCUGAAUCCAGCCAGCCUGUUGCGGUCGUAGUUUCGAAUCCAGUGCAUCUUUAAGCCUCUCCAGGAUGAUGCGGCUUAAUAUUCUGCUUGGGGUUGACAGAAGAGUGAUUCCACGCCAGUUCUUGCAAACACUGAGGUCUCCCUUCUUCGGCAGUUUGACAAGGUAACCCUUCUUCCAAUCACUAGCCAGGUACCUUCUCUUCCUUCCACACCUUCUGCAAUAGUGGUGUGGUGUGAGCAUGUCCGCUGUUGUCUCUGCAUCUGUUCUCAGUGCUUCUGGUGGGAUCCCAUCUGGUCCUGCUGCUUUCCCACAUUUCAGUAGCUUUUUGGCGUUCAGGACUUCGACUUUUGUUGGAGGAUUUAUGUUCACUUGUAAUUCAGCGGCUGUAGGUGGUAUUUCUGGACGAAGUGCAGGUGGUGGUGGUGGUCGAUUCAAGAGUUUCUUGAAGUCGUCAGCUCAUCGUUCCCUUUGUUUCUCUUCUUUGGCAAUUCAAUUUCCUUCAUCAUCUGUUGGUUUCAUGUGUGUUGAUCUAUUUCCAGACAGUAAGUAACCUGGUUAUUUGAUCCAAUAUUGUUAAGUCUCUC
This is a messenger RNA of Heterobilharzia americana, 591 nucleotides long. NCBI's taxonomy places the organism in Eukaryota, Metazoa, Platyhelminthes, Trematoda, Strigeidida, Schistosomatidae. The record is from the annotation of a GenBank genome assembly.